Molecule: messenger RNA, 1839 nt
Organism: Aspergillus candidus
Lineage: Eukaryota; Fungi; Ascomycota; Eurotiomycetes; Eurotiales; Aspergillaceae
Product: putative APSES transcription factor Xbp1
Exons: 4
Coding region: 1-1839 (612 amino acids)
Molecular function (GO): DNA binding
Source: RefSeq, a predicted model, not a curated record
AUGGCAUCCAUAAAAUCCCUCCUCAACCCUCUUCCUUUCCCAGAGAGAGACCGAGAGCGAGACCGGUUCUCCCUCCCAAAUCCACAACCGUCAUCAUCGCCCAACACAUCCAGUCCUCUACCUCUAGUCUCACGACCUCCGAUCCCAGUCCCCGUUCCAAUCCACCGCCCCAGAAAACCAAAAAUGGCCAAAGACGCCCCCAUCUUCAACCGCGGCAGAGUCAGAGGCGAGUGCCGCUUUGCGCCGUGCGAGCGCCGAGACGCCGAGCUGUUGAAACUGCACCGUGACUUCCAGAUCCAUCCCAUGAGUGACAUUGCGGAGUUUCCGAGGCAUAUUCCUUAUAAUAGCGAUAAGAAGUCGUUUCAGGAGAAGACUGGCCGGGGGGGUUUUGAAGUCUUUCAAUACACGUUUAAGAUCCCCGGGCAGGAUAAGCCGUGGACGGUUAUGUGGGAUUAUAAUAUCGGUUUGGUUCGGACGACUCAUCUGUUCAAAUGUCUGGACUAUUCAAAGACCACCCCCGCCAAAGUCCUUAACGCAAACCCCGGCCUACGCGAAAUCUGCCACAGCAUCACCGGCGGAGCCCUCGCCGCACAAGGAUACUGGAUGCCCUACACAGCAGCAAGAGCCAUAGCAGCAACAUUCUGCUGGAAGAUCCGCUACGCACUAACACCUCUCUUCGGCGUGGACUUUCCAAACGACUGCAUCCAUCCGGAUAAUCGGAACCUGUUCGGCAGAAUGAUCGUCUCGCCGCAGGUUAUUCAGAUGGCGACUCGUGAGACGAGCGUUUAUAGAUGCAUGGAGAGGGGCGAGUAUGUCUCUUCGCGGAUGGAGGGGGGCGGGCAUGUCUCGAGUCGGGAGAUGGUGAGCUUUGAUAGUCAAUCGUACCGGUCUUGUCAGGAUGGGUCGAACACGAGUGUCCAGUCUGAACGAGCACCGUUCCAUCGUCAUCAUCAUCAUCAUCACCAUCGGUAUGCAGGCAGGAUAUACGGUAGAGAGGGAGGGGGAGGCGGAGAGGGAAGGAGAGGAUACCGCUCUUCACCAGAUUACAGCACCGAUAUCUCGACGACUAGUACCACGGCGAGCACAGCGCCGCAUAGCUUGUCUGCUAGCCCGCGCAAUACAUUCAAACCUGUUAAUACACCGCGCAGUCUGGAUGGGCUACAGGGGAGGAUCCCUUCGCCGGAGACGCUGUCGACUUCUAUGAGGAGGAUGUCUGUGCAGCAGCGGGCCAUUACUGUUACCACCACUACUACUGCUACUAUUACUGCUGCUGCUGCUACUGCCAACUCAGACAGUGGCAGUGAGAGUGACGGUGGGAUGGGCUUGUCUCCUGGACAAUAUAGACCGAUUUGUUCGUCACUCUCUUCGUCGUCCAACUAUCUAUCCUCUUCUUCGUCGCCGCCGUCGUCAUCCUCCUCUCCAACAUGCUCCCCAACCGCAUCAUCGACGUCAACGUCAACGCCAACACCACCAACAACAACAACAACAAAAAGCGCAACCACAUCCCCACAAGAAGCAGAGCAGACAAAAUCCAACUGCAGCACCACACAGAUCUCUCCAUCCAUUCCCUCCCCCUCAAAAAACCACCUACAUACAUCCCCCCCUCACCCCCACAAUCCACUCUCCCUUGAGAUACCGAGAAAACGCAAACCCAGCGCUGCCCUCUUCGCCCGCGAAGUCAAAGCCGCGCACGCCCUGCUCGAUCUUCACACAGCGACAGCUAGCGAUGAUGAGUUUGUGGGGUCGUUGGCUUGUAGAGUUGGUAAUGGCGCUGGAUGUGGUGCUGGGGCUGGGGUUGGGGGGGAGGGGGCGAGGAAGAGGAGGAGGGCUUCGGCUUGA